Messenger RNA from Athalia rosae (coleseed sawfly), 542 nucleotides. RefSeq names its product protein transport protein Sec61 subunit gamma. Gene Ontology annotation, molecular function: transmembrane protein transporter activity. The record is from RefSeq and is a predicted model, not a curated record. NCBI's taxonomy places the organism in Eukaryota, Metazoa, Arthropoda, Insecta, Hymenoptera, Athaliidae. Gene Ontology annotation, cellular component: membrane; Ssh1 translocon complex. The coding region runs from base 169 to 375 and encodes 68 amino acids. The transcript has 4 exons. Gene Ontology annotation, biological process: post-translational protein targeting to membrane, translocation; protein targeting.
ACUUCCGCUUCUGUGCAAGAGUAGUGUCACGUCAAUUCAACCGGAAAUUACGUACUGUCCUACGUUGUCCACGUAGCUGGUAAAAUUAGUGUCAGCGCUGAGUUUUACUCAUUUGUACGGUAGUUUUGAAAGGAACUUCGCACCGGGAACAACGAAACUCUAUUGAGAAUGGAUCAAGUUACAAAAUUAGUCGAACCUGGCCGGCAAUUUGCCAAAGACAGCAUCCGUCUUGUCAAAAGAUGCACAAAACCAGACCGCAAAGAGUUCCAAAAGAUAGCGAUUGCUACUGCCAUUGGAUUCUGUAUUAUGGGUUUCAUCGGUUUCUUUGUGAAACUAAUCCACAUUCCCAUCAACAAUAUCAUAGUAGGCUCAUAAGGCUAGGAGACAAUUGUACGUUCUAAUUUUUAAGGUCCGUUAAAAUUAAUUUCCUCUCCCUGCGCUCUUUAAUUUAUAUCAACAACAAAUUGUGGUUGAAAUAUAGUAUGUGAUGAUGAAUGUGUGAAAAUGAAUUUUGUAAUAAAAUGAAUUGUAAAAAGCUGUAA